Messenger RNA from Ilex paraguariensis (yerba mate), 547 nucleotides. NCBI's taxonomy places the organism in Eukaryota, Viridiplantae, Streptophyta, Magnoliopsida, Aquifoliales, Aquifoliaceae. The record is from the annotation of a GenBank genome assembly.
AUUCACAUUCUAUAUAGUUUCAUUUUUGUUGGGGAAGUCACAGAAACAAAUGGCCUCUCAGAACAGAGCACCAACCAAGCUCUCUGUUUUCCUCUGUUUUCAAAUUAUCACCUCAAUUCUGUGUAAUUUUUUCUUGAAUUCCAACCAAGUUUUGGCACAAACCUCGCCAGUUUUCGCCUGUGAUGUCGAUAACAAUCCCGGGUUGUCGAAUUUUACGUUCUGCGAUUCGUCGUUGGGGUUGAAAAUUAGAGUGGAUGAUCUAGUGAAGAGACUGACAUUGCAGGAGAAAAUUGGGUUCUUGGUGAAUGCUGCUGGAAGUGUGAGCAGGCUUGGAAUUCCAAAGUAUGAAUGGUGGUCUGAGGCUUUACAUGGGGUCUCUUACGUCGGUCCGGGGACUCAUUUUUCGAGUCUUGUUCCCGGAGCCACUAGCUUUCCUCAGGUUAUUCUCACCGCAGCUUCUUUCAAUGUUACUCUGUUUGAGACCAUUGGAAAGGUUGCUGUUGAAAAAAGACGCGUCUGCUUCUUUAAUGGUUCUAUAAAACAGUAG